AUGGCUGAUAUAAAGAAAAGACUUGUAUUCUCUAUUUUGCAGUUUUUACAACAGUCCAUUAAGGAUGGAACGAUUAAGGGAGAAGAUACUGAAAGUGUCGAAGUAGCAGUGCAAUGUAUUGGUGAAGCUUUCGGUGUGAACACCGAAGAUCCUGAUCAAAAAGCUCUUUAUGCCACAAAAGCCCCCUUGCUAUCAAUUUUUGAAGUAGCUGUGAAAGCUCAAGAGCGAAUAACCAAGGCGCCAACUCCUAAAACUACUACUGCAACUAAGACGGAACUCAGUGAGGAACAAAAAAAAAAGGCAGAAGAGUUGAAAGCAGCUGGUAAUGUCAAAGUGUCUGAAAAAGACUAUAAGACAGCAGUGAAAUUAUAUAGUGAGGCUAUUGCAAUCAACGAAAAUAGCGCUAUUUAUUAUGCAAAUAGGGCCGCUGCAUACAGUCAAUUAGGUGAACAUGACAAGGCUAUAGAAGAUGCUAUUAAAUCUUCUCAAAUAGAUCCUUCUUACAGCAAAGCAUAUAGUAGACUUGGACAUGCUUAUUUCUCUGUCGGAAAAUACCGAGAAGCGGUUGAAGCAUAUGAGAAAGGCCUUUCACUUGACCCAAAUAAUCCUUCUAUGAAAACGUCUCUUGCUACCGCUGAACAAAAAGCCAGUGAGCUAACCGACAAAGGAUCAUCACGAAGUACCCCCACAUCAGGUGGUGGUGCUGGACUUGGUGGAGCAUUCAAUAACAUUAUGAAUAAUCCUAAUAUUGCUGAAAUGGCACAAAACAUGAUGAGAGAGGGUCAGCCACCAAAUAUUAAUGAACUAAUGAAUAAUCCUGAUAUAAUGAAUAUGGCUCGUCAAUUCGCCAGCAAUCAGAGUGGAGAUGGAGACAAUACCGAAGCUUCCAGUGACAAUGCACAAUAA
Messenger RNA from Dentiscutata heterogama, 906 nucleotides. The record is from the annotation of a GenBank genome assembly. NCBI's taxonomy places the organism in Eukaryota, Fungi, Glomeromycota, Glomeromycetes, Diversisporales, Gigasporaceae.